CAGUUGGAAGCUAAACCGCUGUUUAAUUCGGAAGACUCUUUGGCUCGGCUGCUCGCCGCGUCUGACAAAACAGGUUCAGACGAGAAUUCUCCAACCCAGACGUGUGCUCAAACAGGACCGUUAUGGAGGAGGAAGCGGCAUCCCCGACAGGAGGCGACGCGGAGCGCCCGUUUGCCGCCGACACUUACGCCGCCGAGUCCUUGGCAGCGGACAUGGACCCCUGGAUCGUGUUCGACUCCAGAAAAAAACCCAGGUCGGAGUUUGACGACUGGCUGGAGAGCAACAGGCCUUCGCGAGUGAGCAGAUACGGCGACGGGGAGCCGGGCGCCAGUCCCGUGGGCUGGAUCGCCGUGCGGGGCCCCAACUACCGCUCUCAUGGCGGGGAAGUGGAGGCCCUCCAGGAGAGCUGGGAGAAACUGGUGGCCAGCGGGCGAGCGGUCAACUUUGAGAACGUCAAGGAGCUGGCGCUGAACCACGGGGUCCUCUCGGGCAAGUGGCUCAUGUACUUGGACGCCGGCUUCAAGGUGGAUCACGCGUGGGAGUCCGUGGCCAGAGCCACGGCGGACGGCCAGAUUUCCAGCGUCAAAGUCAGCCCGUACGACCCCGUCAAAGGAGGCAGGCACGUCAUCUGCGUCUACAACGACGACUUCACCGACGAGAGCCAAGUGGUCCAGCUGGACGCUUGCAUCCGAGCUUCGGGCGUCAAGUGUCCUCUGGCCUACAAGCCGGACGUCUACACGUACCUGGGAAUCUACCGCAGCAACCGCUGGAGGCUCUGUCCCACCAUCUACGAGAGUCAAUUCAGCCUGGAGUGUGUGCCCAGGCGCUCGCGCAUCAUCAACAAAGUCACCAACCUGGACGUCACCUAAGUGUGACGAGAAAGCGCAACAACAAAAGAAGAAUCCGGUCGCUCCCGAAAUUUUGCAAUGGGGAAUCCGUCGGAGUGAGUUGAGGCGUUCCAUUGGAUCAAGGAGUGAUAUUUGCGGCAGGAUCUCCUUCCUGCCUUGCCAACUCCACAAAGGAGCCGCUUGACUGUGUUCACAGCCUGCAGAUUUCUGUGCAUUUUCAAACCCAAAGCAUUGGUUCACGCAGCUUUUGCCAGUUGCCAAAUAAAGUUCUUGCGGAG
Syngnathus acus (greater pipefish) is the source of this 1126-nucleotide messenger RNA. It is a transcript of the gene c10h11orf68, whose product is annotated as chromosome 10 C11orf68 homolog. The coding region runs from base 123 to 869 and encodes 248 amino acids. The transcript has 2 exons. NCBI's taxonomy places the organism in Eukaryota, Metazoa, Chordata, Actinopteri, Syngnathiformes, Syngnathidae. The record is from RefSeq and is a predicted model, not a curated record.